Myotis lucifugus (little brown bat) is the source of this 336-nucleotide messenger RNA. RefSeq names its product protein p13 MTCP-1-like. Lineage: Eukaryota; Metazoa; Chordata; Mammalia; Chiroptera; Vespertilionidae. Gene Ontology annotation, biological process: positive regulation of peptidyl-serine phosphorylation. The transcript has a single exon. The record is from RefSeq and is a predicted model, not a curated record. The coding region runs from base 1 to 336 and encodes 111 amino acids. Gene Ontology annotation, molecular function: protein serine/threonine kinase activator activity.
AUGGCCCAGCUCCCAUCAAAGGUGCACCUCUACUCGCACCCCAUCUGCCUGAGGCGUAGGCCCUCGGUGUAUGAGGACGAGAAUGAUGGCACAUGGUUGCCCCUCGUCAUGGAGACAGGAGGUGUCCUGCAUGUACGGUUGCGCCAGGAAGACAUCCCCAGUGGGGAUAUCCCACUCACCACCAGCCCGCUGACCUUGUGCGCCAUGCCUUUGAUGUGGACGCUCCACCUUGGCAGCCAGUACCUGUACUGCAGAUGCCGGUUCUGGCGCGUCGUGCACCACAUCAAGGAGAAUGGCGUGGAGGAAAUGGUCCUUCAGUUGAUAGAAGACGCCUAG